This is a messenger RNA of Heterobilharzia americana, 1434 nucleotides long. Lineage: Eukaryota; Metazoa; Platyhelminthes; Trematoda; Strigeidida; Schistosomatidae. The record is from the annotation of a GenBank genome assembly.
AUGGUGCAAUCCCAGACGGUUGAACAGGAAGAAUUUGAAGUAAAUCAACUAGAAAAAGCUCUCAACUUAAUAAAGAAGUUCGAAAGUGAAGUUUCCCUUCAUUCAGAUUCUGUUACGAACUUAACGUCAGAUAGUAUUUCAUCUUGGAUGUCACUUAUACGAGAAGAAUGUAAAGACUUAGUUGAAAUGCCUAUCCUUAUGGCAUCAAUUGCUCGCCCGAUGUUGGAUAAUUCACUUUCUAAAUGGAAUCCUCUCCAGGAUCCAACUUUCUGUCUUGAUUUACUAACUCGUUGGAGAGACUUUUUCCAAAAUUCAUGUGCAUUUGAUGUUGUACUCGAAACAAGCUGGCUAAGUGCUAUACGUCGCACUAUAGUUAAUGAAUGGAAUCCUCGAGACUGCGAACCUUUAUUGGAAGUUUUAGAAGCUUGGCAACCCUUAUUACCAGUUGACAUGUUGCAGCGCAGAAUACUUGAUCAGCUGAUUCUCCCAAAGUUGCAGGAUGCUGUUUCAUCAUGGAACCCUUUGACGGAUACUAUACCUGUUCACAUUUGGUUACAUCCUUGGUUACCCUGGUUCGGUGGGAUUGAACGUCUUUCUUGUGUACACGAUGUGGUUCUUCAAAAGUUAGGAAACUGUCUCACCAACUGGCACCCUAGCGAUGCAUCCGCCCGAUCAGUUCUCCUGCCGUGGCGAACCAUUUUCCCAGUAACAUCUAUGGCGGCUUUCCUUAGUCGCCAUGUGGUACCAAAGUUAUCUUUGGCACUACAACAGUUCCAACUCAAUCCAGCCAAGCAAAAUAUGGAUCCUUGGAACUGGGUAAUGCGUUGGGCAGAUUUAAUCGGACCCGCUGUACUUGUAAAUUUACUGGAACAUCAUUUUUGGUCUCGUUGGCUAACUGUUCUUUCGAAUUGGUUGAGUCAAGGUGUAGAAGCUAGGCAACGUGGUGAUCACAAUGCAGCCGGUCAAAUCUACCAAGAAGUUGGUCGUUGGUACGCUGGUUGGAAAGGUCAGUUACCACCCGAGUGUAUGGAAUAUGCAAGUGUAAAAGAUGCUCUGACGAAAGCAUUGGCAAUGAUGGAACGGUCUAUGCGGGGUUUGCCGCCUCAAGAACCUUCGAUUUCAAAGCAGAGCCCUUCAGAUGUAACAAGAUAUUCUGCAGGUUCAUCCAGCGUUCCACCAUCAGUUUUCGGUUCCACAACACCAUUGAUCGCUCCUCCUCCAGCAACGUUGCGUAAACAGGUUGAACAAGUGGCAGCACAGCGUGGCUUGCUAUUCCAUCCUAUUUCGAACAGAAUGUUUGAAGGGCAACAAGUAUAUCGAUUAGAAUCACUACAAGUAUUUUUUGACCGCAAUGUCAGCUAUAUAUUUAAUCCCAGUGAUGGUGGCUGGCAUCCCAUAACAUUUUCGGAAUUAAUGGCCCGUGUACAGUACUAG